AUGAUAGAUGGCGAUUUAUCGUAUUUUAUGGAUGAAAAUGAAGAAUAUAAUGAUGAAGAUUCAUCUUCAUGGAGUUAUGAUGAUUGGUUGGCAUCUGGUAUUGAAACAUCGGCUGAUUUCAAUCAAUUUUUUGAUAAUGAAUUUAUACGACUUACUUCGCUCUCUCGCCCAAAUUCUACAUUACCACUCGAUAGCUUAUCGUCAUCAUCGGAUUCUCUUUCAUCGGACUCUUCAUCGUCUUCAUUAAUUUACUCAUUUAUUGAUCUGACAGAUAAUUGUAUUUCACCAGCUUUAUCACAAUUAGUUAAUCAAUUAUAUUGGAUUGUAUUGUUUUGUUGUCUAUUUCGUCUUGUUUGUUUAUCAAAAUUAUUCUCAUCGAGAAAACUUCAUUACAUUCAAAUAUGUUCGAGUAUAUUUAUACUCUUUAAUUAUUUUCAUUUUCAAUCAAUAUAUCUUCUAACAUAUGUCUUCAUGGGAUAUUUAUCAUUUCAAGUUUGCUUGAAUAAAUGUCGAACUUAUUUAACAUCUAUUAUUGUAUGCUUUUCAAUUAUAUAUGUACUUGCAUGUGAAUUUAUUUUAAUCGAACAAGUAAAAUGGCAUAGUAUUCGUGGAGUACAAAUGUGUAUUAUGAUGAAGAUGAUUUCUCUUGCUGUUGAUUAUUCAUUUUUUGAAAAACCAUCAAAAACAAAUACAAACGAAUCAGUAACGUAUCCAACAGCAAUCGAAUUCUUUAGUUAUAUACUUUCAAUACAUAAUACAAUAUUUGGUCCAUGGAUUAAUUAUAGAAAUUAUAUCCGUCGUUUUCACGAAACUAAUCCAAUGAGAAAAAUCGACUUUUUUGAAUUAGCUAAAUGGGCUUAUUAUUUUCUUCGCGUGGCUAUUUGUCUUCUCGUGUCAACAUGCUUAACGGAUUGGGUUCUUCGAAAUAGCUUUUUAUACAUUGAUGACCAAGAUAAUAACCAGGCUGGAUGGCGUGUUGCUUACAUACAAGCGUUAUCUUAUCGUUUUAGUCAUUAUUGUAUUUGUUUUAUUGGUGAAUUAUGUGGUCAAAUUAGUGGUCUUGAAUUUGAUGCUGAUGAGUACUGUAAUUAUACACAUAUUUGCCAACAAGCAAAUGAACGCAUUGAAAUAGAAAGAAAAUCUCGUGAACAAGCAGAAUUAGAAGCACUCGCUGCAGCAACAGCCUCUCAUACAGGAAAACGAAGACAUCGAAAUAAAAAGAAUAAUAAUAAUAAACAAGAAGAAAAUGACAGUACUGUAUCAACGACGAAUGAAGAACAUCAUGAUUUAAGUCAGAUAAGUAAUCUCAUUGCGAAUGGAUCUUCUACAACAGUUGAAUCCAAUUUAGCAACAACAAACGACGAAUCAGAUCUCUCAACCAGUCGAAUUCUAGUCAAUCGGCGUAGUACAAAAAAAUCUCCUUCACAAAAUUCACUUUCUGCAUCUAAACGUAAAGUUUCUAUCCGAACAAAUCCUUCAACAUCAUCAUCGUCAACAAAAGCAACAAUUUCUUCAUCGUCCAAUCAUUCGAACUCAUCAAUUGUCAAACCAUCUCACAUUGAAAUUCCUCAUUCAUUAGUCGCCGUUGUUGUUAAUUGGAAUUUACCAAUGCAUUACUGGUUAAAAAUCUAUGUUUUUAUUCCGAUAAAACAACAAUAUGGCCAUUUUCCAUCAAUACUUAUAACUUAUCUUGCAUCGGCACUUUUGCAUGGCUUCAAUUUUCAAUUGUCGAUUGUUUUAUUUUCGAUUGGUUUAUUUGCAUAUGUUGAAUAUGGUUUUCGGCGUAAAUUAGCAAACAUUCUCGAUGCAUGUGUCGCAGCACGUGCGUGUCCAUUACGUUCAUCAUGUGAAAACCAUACAUAUACAUAUUGGCAUCCAUUGACAAUAAUUGUCAAUGUGUUUUUAUGUCUUCUCAGUUUGUGGCAUCUCACCUAUUUGGGACAACUAUUCGAUGGUAGUUCACAAGAAACAAUUGGCUAUUCGUGGCAACAUGUUCUUGAUAAAUGGUCGAGACUUAAUUUCGCUUCACAUCUGGUUGUUAUUGGCACUUAUGCUAUAUUUCGAUCAUUAUAA
Molecule: messenger RNA, 2073 nt
Organism: Rotaria socialis
Lineage: Eukaryota; Metazoa; Rotifera; Eurotatoria; Philodinida; Philodinidae
Source: the annotation of a GenBank genome assembly